AUGUCCCGGCAUAUCUACACCCGUCACGGGGCUAGCGACGGACUCCAGAAGGUAAAGUACAGCGUGAACAGAGGGACUUACUCCAGACGCAGUCGGCUGAAGAGGAGUGACGGCAGCACCACCUCCACCAGCUUUAUCCUCAGACAGGGUUCAGCUGACUCCUACACUAGCCGACCAUCGGACUCAGAUGUCUCCCUGGAGGAGGAGCCGACAGGCGGCAAGCUGGAGAAGGAGCAGCAGGCCACUGUACAGCUGGAGAGGGCCAAGGCCAAAGCCGUGGCCUUUACUGUGAAGACUAACGUCAGUUACUGUGGAGCCCUGGAUGAGGAUGUCCCUGUGGCAGGAACCGCCAUCUCCUUCGAUGCCAAGGACUUCCUGCACAUUAAAGAGAAGUACAGUAAUGACUGGUGGAUUGGCCGGCUGGUGAAGGAGGGCUGUGAGAUCGGAUUCAUCCCCAGUCCUCUGAAACUGGAUAACAUUCGUCUACAGCAGGAGCAGAAGAGGGGCACACGCUCUUACGGUAAGUCCAGUGGGAAUUCCUCCUCCAGUCUAGGAGACAUGGUUUCAGGCGGUUCAAACCCUCCCUCUGCAGGAAAACAGAAGCAGAAAGUGACUGAACACAUCCCUCCCUAUGACGUGGUCCCCUCUAUGAGACCAGUGGUCCUGGUAGGACCGUCCCUGAAGGGAUAUGAGGUGACAGACAUGAUGCAGAAAGCACUCUUUGAUUUCCUGAAGCACAGGUUUGAUGGCAGGAUAUCCAUUACAAGGGUAACGGCAGACAUCGCUCUGGCCAAGAGGUCAGUGCUCAACAACCCCAGCAAGAGGGCCAUCAUUGAAAGAUCCAACACCAGAUCCAACCUAGCGGAGGUUCAGAGUGAGAUUGAGAGGAUAUUUGAGCUGGCCCGAUCCUUACAGCUGGUGGUUCUGGAUGCUGACACGAUCAACCAUCCGGCCCAGCUCACAAAGACGUCCUUAGCACCUAUCAUCGUCCAUGUUAAAGUGUCCUCUCCUAAGGUUCUGCAGCGGCUGAUCAAGUCGAGAGGGAAAUCCCAGAGCAAACACUUGAAUGUGCAGCUGGUGGCAGCGGACAAACUAGCACAGUGCCCCCCGGAAAUGUUUGACAUCAUUCUGGAUGAGAAUCAGCUGGAGGAUGCAUGUGAGCACCUGGCAGAGUACCUGGAAGCCUACUGGAGGGCCACACACACCUCCCUGAGCACCCCUCUCAACCCUCUGCUGGGCCGCAACCUGGGAUCCACCGCUCUCUCUCCGUACCCCACAGCCAUAACCGGGCUGGUGAACCAACAGGUGAGGAACAGCAAUCACACAGCAGGAGACCACUCACCCAUCGAGAGACACAGCCUAAUGCCCUCAGACGAGAACUACCACAAUGAGCGGCAGAGGAAGAGCCGUAACCGCCUAUCCUCCGGCUCGCAGCACAGCCGGGACCAGGUCCACUACCCUCUGGUGGAGGAGGACUAUCAUGACCCCUACCAGGACACGUACAAGCCCCACCGCAACCGCAACGGCUCCCCCGGAGGCUACAGCCAUGACUCCAGGCACAGGCUUUGA
Molecule: messenger RNA, 1569 nt
Organism: Salvelinus namaycush (lake trout)
Lineage: Eukaryota; Metazoa; Chordata; Actinopteri; Salmoniformes; Salmonidae
Product: voltage-dependent L-type calcium channel subunit beta-4-like
Biological process (GO): neuromuscular junction development; calcium ion transmembrane transport; regulation of voltage-gated calcium channel activity
Cellular component (GO): voltage-gated calcium channel complex
Molecular function (GO): high voltage-gated calcium channel activity; protein binding
Source: RefSeq, a predicted model, not a curated record